Molecule: messenger RNA, 537 nt
Organism: Wasmannia auropunctata (little fire ant)
Lineage: Eukaryota; Metazoa; Arthropoda; Insecta; Hymenoptera; Formicidae
Exons: 1
Coding region: 1-537 (178 amino acids)
Source: RefSeq, a predicted model, not a curated record
AUGGAGCGCUUCUGGAGCGUAGAGGAAGGAUUCGGGCAGCCUGGCUUGCCGAAGAAGGAGGCUCUGUGCGAAGAGGAGUUUCGAAAUACGCAUAGACGAACGUCGGAGAGACGUUUCGUGGUGGAUCUUUCCUUUAAGGAGAGCUCUAAUCAGUUAGGAGAAUCGAAGAGAGCAGCGCUGACAAAGCUGCAAUCAGUAUGGCGGAGACUGAAUCGGGACGCUAGCUUGAGAGCGCAGUAUAAGGAAUGUUUAAAUGACUAUCUGAAGUUGGGGCACAUGUUGAGAAUCGAUGAACUCAAGGAGACGGAGAGCGGGUUGGUGCAUUACUUACCACAUCACGCGGUUGUGAAGGAGGAUAGUACAUUAACCAAAUUGAGAGUCGUGUUUGACGCGUCUUGGAGGACAUCGUCCGACAAGUCGUUGAACAACAUAUUGAGGAUCGGUCCGGCUCUGCAGCGAGAAUUAUUUGAGAUUGUAUUGCGUUUCCGGCAGCAUCAGUACGUAUUGACGGGAGACGUACAACAAAUAUAUUGGUAA